This is a messenger RNA of Eupeodes corollae, 5567 nucleotides long. It is a transcript of the gene Cbl, whose product is annotated as E3 ubiquitin-protein ligase CBL. Gene Ontology annotation, cellular component: plasma membrane; membrane raft. Gene Ontology annotation, biological process: cell surface receptor signaling pathway; negative regulation of epidermal growth factor-activated receptor activity. The transcript has 7 exons. Lineage: Eukaryota; Metazoa; Arthropoda; Insecta; Diptera; Syrphidae. The record is from RefSeq and is a predicted model, not a curated record. The coding region runs from base 799 to 3492 and encodes 897 amino acids. Gene Ontology annotation, molecular function: phosphotyrosine residue binding; receptor tyrosine kinase binding; ubiquitin protein ligase activity.
GUUCCGAAAGUUUGGCUGACAUUAUAACGCGGUCGCAAAAAAAUCUUCUAAAAUUACAUUUUUAUCACCGAAUUCUGUAAAAAAUCCAAAUGAGUGUAUUGUUAAAAACACUAUCAGUAUUCGAGCAAUGCAAUAAUAUAAUUUAUUCCAUCGAAAUGUUCAAAUAAAUGUGGAAAAUUGAGAUUGCAAAUCUUACUGCCUCGAAUUCGUUUUAGUUUUUUGGUGAAAAAAUUAAUUUUCUCCGCCCGUCUGUUCUAAUUCACAUCCACUAGUGCCAUCUACCUUGGACACAGUGGAAAAGAAAGAGCCAAAGAUAAUGUGUUUCUGUUUAGUGCUUGAUUGGUUUUUGGUUUUGGUGAAGUGAAGUGACAUUUCGGAUGAUUUUUUCAGUUUUCACACAAAACUACGAAUUACGAACGAACAAGAUAAAUAAAACGGAGGAUAUGAUAAACGAGUAAUAAAAUAAACGGAAGAUACAGCUCGGAGAUAAAUAAUUUCCUGUGCGGUUUGCCUCUGCCUUUGCCUGCCUUUUUUGUUGUUUCAAACUUUAUUUCAUUCACGAAAUUAAUUUUUGUAUUGUAAUUUGUAAAUCAUAAUCACGGCGACGACGAAGAAGACGUGCGACGCGAGGUCGACGGGCUAAAAACAAUUGAACAAUAAUUUUGUCUGUUGUAUUUUGUAUUUGGUCGCGCAAUAGCAGCUUACGAGCACAACGCACAGGCAGGCCACAAAAGUAAAGUAGUAGUAGGGAAGAGCGAAGGGAUAAACAAAAAAUAGAAAAAAUAAAAUAAAAUAAAAAUGGCGACAAGUCGUACUCGAAUUCAACAAUCAAAGAACAUCAGUUCGAUCCUCUCGAAGCUGCAAGGUGCUUUCUCCGAUGCCUGUGGCCCCCAGAAGAUGUCAACCGACAAGAAAACCCUCGAGAAGACUUGGAAGCUAAUGGACAAAGUGGUCAAGCUUUGUCAGCAACCAAAGAUGAACCUGAAGAACAGCCCACCAUUCAUUCUGGACAUCCUGCCCGACACGUAUCAGCGUCUGCGAUUAAUUUAUUCCAAGAAUGAGGAUCAAAUGCACAUCUUGCACCAAAACGAGCACUUCAAUGUUUUCAUUAAUAAUUUGAUGAGGAAGUGCAAGCAGGCCAUCAAAUUGUUUAAAGAGGGCAAGGAGAAGAUGUUCGACGAAAACUCGCACUAUCGCAGGAAUUUGACAAAGCUCAGUUUAGUAUUUUCGCACAUGCUAUCCGAGCUGAAGGCUAUAUUCCCCAAUGGGGUAUUCGCUGGCGAUCAGUUUCGAAUUACCAAAGCCGAUGCUGCUGAGUUCUGGAAAUUUAACUUUGGAAAUAGCACAUUGGUGCCAUGGAAAAUAUUUCGACAAGAACUUAACAAAGUGCAUCCCAUUUCAUCAGGUCUUGAAGCAAUGGCACUGAAAACAACAAUUGAUCUAACGUGUAACGAUUAUAUAUCAAAUUUUGAAUUUGAUGUUUUCACUCGAUUAUUUCAACCAUGGGUUACAUUGCUGAGAAAUUGGCAAAUAUUAGCCGUAACCCAUCCUGGAUAUGUGGCAUUUCUAACAUACGACGAGGUCAAAGCCAGAUUGCAAAGGUAUAUUCAUAAGGCGGGCAGUUAUGUUUUUAGAUUAUCUUGUACAAGAUUGGGACAGUGGGCGAUAGGUUAUGUUACAAGUGACGGUGAAAUAUUGCAAACAAUCCCGCAAAAUAAAUCACUUUGUCAAGCACUUUUGGAUGGACACAGGGAGGGUUUUUACUUGUAUCCAGAUGGGCAACCUUAUAAUCCUGAUCUUUCGUCAGCGGUUCAGAGUCCAACUGAAGAUCAUAUAACAGUAACACAAGAGCAGUAUGAAUUGUAUUGUGAAAUGGGAAGCACAUUUCAACUUUGUAAGAUAUGCGCUGAAAAUGACAAAGACAUUCGAAUUGAACCUUGUGGUCAUUUGCUAUGUACCCCCUGCCUUACGUCAUGGCAAGUGGAUUCUGAAGGCCAGGGCUGCCCAUUCUGUAGAGCAGAAAUAAAAGGAACCGAACAAAUAGUCGUCGAUGCAUUUGAUCCAAGGAAACAACAUAAUCGAAACUCAACAAAUGGCCGGCAUCAAAAUGUCGACGACGACGAUACAGAGGAUUUUGGAGAAUUCAACAUUGCAACUUCGUCAUUGCACGCUCUUAGCAACAGCAUGGGCACCACUUCACGUUCGGAAAAACCAAGUCCCCAUUCAUCGCCUCGCUUGACACGUCGCAGCACAACCCCUAGCCUAAUGGCCGUUCAAAAUGAUCUUUAUUCUGGACACCAACCAACAUUAUCUAUACCCACCUCCCAAUCCCAUCCACAGCCAUCAGCGCCUCCCUUGCAUGUGGUAAAUGGACAGGCUAAUAAUGGAAGUGGAGGUGGUGGCAAAGUUUCGAAUUUAUCUUCUUCUUCCUCGUGUGUAAAUGCAGCUGGUUCUUCAUCGACAAAAUCAACAAAUCGGAUGAGUGCCCCGGCAAUGGGCACAAGUUCGACUGUGCCUGUUUCAAGCACCACUAACAAACCAUUUGCAAAAGCCAUGUCAACGGAAAACAACGAAAACUGCAAUUCGUCGUAUGCAGUUUUGCAAAACCCCAACAAUGGCCAUCACAACCCCGUUGCCCCACCAUUACCACCGAGAAAAUCUUCACCAGGCGUAGACAACACAACUAAACAACAACAACAACAUCAGCAGCAACAUGGAAAACCUCUGUCAUCGGGAGUCCCAUCGAGUGUUGCCUCAAGUUUGCUCAACUUAAACAGUUUGCCCCUUCAGGCAUGCAGCCUUAGCAAAAGCUCCGAAAACAUAGCAGCAGUAGAAGUACCCAGAACCACAGCUCCACCGAUUCCCCGUCACAGUCAAACCCACAAGAACGUUAACACCCUUGCCGAUGAUUUGAGAACCCAGCGAAUUUCCACUCUCAAUCCUGGUAGCUCCUCCGCAGGCACUACAAAUCCACCAGUACAACGUUCUAUAACGGACGAUGAUAUUGUGGGCCCAGCCGAAACAAUAUCCGGUAUCAUUGACACCAGACCCUUGGAAGCCAGAAUUCCGGUCACAGUAUCAGGUUCAGGGUCUAAUGAUAAUAACGAGACUUCAGCCGAGAAUAGCAAUAGUGUUUACCAUAUGAAAUCUUCGUCGGUAACACCAAAUCCAUAUACCAAAAAUGUGCGUUACAAUCCACAAGCCUUUCCUAAUUCAGCCUCAAGCCAACACAUAGCGUCAUCGUCAUCAACAAACGAUUCGAAUUCGAAUAAUUCUUCUCCGCAGCAGAAUCCAUUGUUGUACGAAAAUGUGACAAUCAAUAACAAAGACUGCAACGUGCCAUACGAAAACAUCAAUUUGGAGUACAUAGCUCGUCUAAUGAAUGAGGGCUAUUCCAAGGAGAAUGCCAUCACAGCUCUAGGCAUAUCAAGGAACAACAUAGAAAUGGCAUGUGAUAUUCUACACGAAUUUGUUUCAAAGAGUAGUAUUUAAAAACGAGCAACCGUUAAUAUAUUUGUUGAACAAAAAAAAUACAAAAACAAAAUACAAAAGACGCAUAAGCCACAAAAUAUCUUAAUAGUUAACUUCAUACUCAUUCAUUCACAUUUCUCACUAUUUAUCAUAUAUAAUUAAUUAAAUAAUUAAUAUACAAUAUAUACAUACAAUGCAUAAAUAUAAUCAUAUUUUUAUUACGCCAAAAAUGGAAUCAAACAUAGAAUAGAAAAGGGAUACAUUUUGUAAAUAAUAAUUUCGUUCACAUAUUUAAAGAACCCAGCAUAUUUAAUAUGAAUCAAAUACAUUCAAGAGUGUCUUGUUUCCUUGUUUUAUUUUUGGCGCAUUGAAAUAUUAUCAUUUACUUUAAACAAAAAUAACGCUAUAAAAUCUAUUGAUUUAAAAUUUUUAAAAAGUUAUUAUUUAAAUAAUCAAAAUGCAAUCUAGGUUCAUAAUUUGUAAAUCGUAAACAGUUUUUGCUAGCAAAGGAUCGUUACCUUUAUUACGUUAAAACAACCACUACGGUUGUAAUAACGUUGGUUCAAAUUAACCAUCAACAACUUGUGCAGCGCAUGAAAGUAUACAAAUAUAAACUGAAGAUGGGAUAGACAGUAACAGGCGAAAGCUUAUCAAAACUUACUUAGAAUCCAACGGAAGCAGCGUUCGAUUUUUUCGAAUAAGACCUGUAGUUUGCAGUUAUGAACUGUGUUUUUCCAUUCACUUCAGUGAUUAACAAAAGUUUUAGAAGUAAUGGACAGAUCACAUCAAUAUGAAAAUUCUAAUCGCUGUCGACGCCCUGAAAUGUUGGAUUCAACUUCCUUUCAUUAGUUUGGAGUACAUAGCUCGUCUAUUAAAUGAGGGCUAUUCCAAGGAGAAUGCCAUCACAGCCUUAGGCAUAUCAAAGAACAACAUAGAAAUUGCAUGUGAUAUUCUACACGAAUUCGUUUGUCUUAAGGCAAGAACUGCUUGUUCAUCAGGGAACGUUAAAAAAGGUGCUAAUAUUUACUUAAAAAUGUUAAUUUGUUGGAAAAUUGACUUUUGGAAAGUAGAAUAUUAGUUUUCAUGACGACAGCAAGCUAAAUAGGGUAAAUAUUUGUAUACACUACUUUUUUUUUCGUUUAAACUUUGGAAGGAUCCCCAUCAAAUUUUUAGAAUUCUUGGCAUUACAAAAAUGUAUACAAAAUACACUUAAGUGACGCCAAAAAACUUAUAUUCUAAAUUCUAGAUUUUGCAUAAAGAAUAUUAUGUUAUGUGAUACUUUUUAAAUCAAUUAAUUCUAUUAAGUUAUUAAAGCUCAAAUCAGGAUUUAAAGGCAUUCCAAUCAAUUAACAAAAAUAAAUAAACAACUAAAUCAAUGUUAUUCUUUGAUAGAUGCAUAAAGUAACUAAACUAGGACAUUUUUUCAAAGAAUUUUGUUAAAUGUUUAUUUUAUUUUAACAAAUUGAUUUUAAUUUAUUCUUUUAUUUUGAUAAAAAAACAAACGUAUUUAAGAAAAAAGAAAAUGUAUUAAUCAAAAGAAAAUUUAUUUGGUUUUAUUUAUCAGAAAACCGUAAGACACUCAAAACCAAAAAUAUAUCAACAUAAUGCAAUAUUUAAUCAUCUUUAAAAAAAUAAUAUUUAACAUACAUACCGUGUAAAGAAUACUUAUAUACUCUUUAUAUAACAAACAAAAUUAAGAAUUAAAAUAAUUUAUCAAUAAAUUUCAUGUGGAAAAUGCACUCUUAAGCUAAAUCAUUGUAAUUUUCAAAAGAAAACAAAAUAUGAAAAGAAAAUGCCUCAUGAAUCUAUAAGAAAAUUUAGUGAGAAUUAAUUAUUUCCCAUUUGUAGUGGAAAAAUAAAAGAAAACUUUGUUUUAUAUUCUUCAAGCACAAAGUACUAUUUCUGGCAAUCAAUUUGCUUAUAUCUAUAAACAAACAAAAAAACCAAACACUUUAGAACUUGACGAACAAAAAAUUAGUUGAAAGGAAGAAUAAUGAGUUUCUUACAUACAUACAUUUUCCUACUUCAUUCAAUCAAUCAUUUAAUCAUAUACAUACAUACCUACAUAAUAAAACCAAAAAUUCUAAUCAUUUAAA